Messenger RNA from Paramuricea clavata, 3538 nucleotides. The record is from the annotation of a GenBank genome assembly. Lineage: Eukaryota; Metazoa; Cnidaria; Anthozoa; Malacalcyonacea; Plexauridae.
AUGGCAGAGAUCCAGACAGUUAAACGAGGUAAGGCUGGUAAUAAGGUGAUUGACGUAAACAGCGUAUACUGCGUAAUAGCUUAAUAAGCGACCCACAUAUGUACUAUUUAAAGCACGCGUAGGAGUGUUUUAUCAUAAAACACGACGCAUAGCGGAGUGUUUUAUAUGUGAUAAAACUUUUAUAUGUAAUAAAACAUGACUACAAGUGCUUUAAAUGGCUUAAACUACUCAUCUUAUUAUCUUAUACGAGUUCAUUGGCGAUUUGGCCAAGUAAUUUUUAAAAUAAACGUUGUCUAAAUCGAGAAAAUCAAAGCUAAAGUCUAUGUAAAUUAACAUGAUUUUUUAUCACAUAAAAAACCACGACACGCUUAUGAUUUUUUAUUGUGUAUUGCUCCUGAAUUAUUAAUGACUUUUUAUUUAUAAAUAUAUUUAUAAUUUAUUUUUGUUAUAAUAUUAGUUUGUGCUUCAUGUGAGAAGGAAUGUGGAAGUCAUUUUUGCAAAGUAUGCAAAAAGGCCUGUCAUGCCAUUCCACCUUGCUCAACAUCUACUGCUGAGGAUGAAGAAGGGUUUGGUGCACAGGUGCUAUGUAGUGGUUGUGCAAAGACUAAGGCGGUGGCUCAACCAAAGCAGAUGACGAUUUCUAAAGAAGGUGAAGUAAAGCGAUAAUAUUAGGAUAGAAACGUUUUAUGCCACAGUUUUCUUUACACAAAUUACAUCCUGGCCCUGGUGGUCUGGUAAUUAUAGGAGUAUUGCCACUGUUGUAUAAGAUAAUAUACCUGUCGACUAUUUUUACCUAUACAAAUUUUUACUAUUAAUUAUAGAGUCUCAGUUUGUCAACAUGUUUAAGAGAGUUGGCACGUCGAAAACAGCAGGACCGCAGGCAAAGCGAACAAAGAGUGGGCAUGAACACACACCCAUGGGCUUUUGUUUGCUUUGCUUCAAGGAAGGGAAAUCGAAAUUUUGGCUUCAAAGGGGGAACAAAUCCUCCCUGGCCACCCACCUUAAAACCCACAGCGAUAAGGGUCAAAAAACAUCGCCAAAUGAUGCUGUUCCAGAAAAUUCACCUCUUGCUGCAAAGGCAUUAAAGGCAUACAAGCAAAUUUGUCCAGCAAGCACUGCAAGUUCAACUAGGUAAAUAACAACCAGUUAAUAUAUUUGGACUCAAUACAAUUAUACAACCAUUGUAGCUAAAGCAGGUUUCAUAAGUAUAUGUGAUAUCUACACAUUGUAAAUUAAGCUACUUUUUGUAUUUGAAAUUAUAUAAUAAAAUAAUAAUUUAAUUUUUAUAUAGUACAAGCCAGAUGCAUGCUCAGGUGGAUGAUAUAGCAGACCCAAAAGAGACCACUGCAAUGGACGUGGAGAGUGGCUUAGCUUCAAUGUAUGUACAGCAUAAUACACAACACUACAUUGAAUCAAUACCCACAUAUUAAAAUUAUAACGUUCAUAUUGUUUAGAGAAGAGCAUAAAGCUGAUAAGGGUAGUGGAAGGAAGGAUUAUAUGACCAGUGUACCAUCGACUGGUGUCACUCCUGAUUGUGAAUCAGUUAAAUUAACUGGUUUAACAAAGGAAAAGGAAGAAAGAUUUGUCUACAUGUAUUCUCACACAUGAAUAUAAGUCAGGCUAAUGCCCAUCCUACAGGCUACAACUGUUUUAAGACAACCUUAUUUGGAAUGGGAAAAUAAAUGUAUUGUACUUGUAGCAGCAUGAAAACUCAAUUAAUGAUAGAUAUGAAAAUGUGUACUAUCCAUAGUCCAUUCGGUCUUUCAGUGCAUUCACUGUAUAAUUUCGUAAAUAUUGUUUAAUGUCAACUUUGUAUUGAUGGCAGUGUUUCUCCUUUUAGUUCUGGCCCAGGAAGUUCUGCUACUUUCAAGCCAGCUCCUAUUAUGUAAGUUUGGUUUAAUUUGUACUUGUAUUUAAAAAUAGGUCCCCAGUUAGCUAUAAUGCUAGUUUACACGAGGUCUACGCUAUGGUAUAUCAGUUAUGCACUCACCCAUGUAGCCAAUAAUAAUUUUCUGCUAGAAAGAACGUAGUUUAAAAGGUAUAAUAAACGUAUAAUUAUUUAAUUGAGUUUCCCCCAAAAUUAUAUGGCAAAAUGUCCGCCAUAAGCGGAUGAGCCAUGUUUGUUUUGCCUGACUCGUUUCCAGUCUCUACUCUUUUUUGUGAUUUGACUUCAUAACGCACUACAAACGUUAUUACGUUUAAGGUAAUUCCGCAGUUUUGCAUUGCGCACUUUUACUAUGCACACAUCGUAUAACUUAAAAUUUCAUCCAUUAUACGUACCGUUUACCGUGAAAAAAUCAUAAUUUUAUGACAAUUUUAUGCUAUCGAUUUUAUACUAUCCGAUUCACGUUAAUUUAAUUCAUUUGACAAUCAUGGAGAUCAGAUUCGCGUUAAUAUAACCAUGUUUUAAAAGACCUAGAAGCAAUUCGUGUUAAUUUAAUGUCGCGUUAAUAAAGUGCGCCGUUGAUUUCCUAUAAUAAGGUAUAUGCAGCUAAAUAAAGCUUGUCUCUCAAGAGUCAAAACAAGGGGUAUGAUCCGUAUGAACAGUUAAAUUAGGCCUAAAAAGCUAAAUCGUACUUUUAAAUGUUUCAGUCGAAUUUAGGAAUUUUGUUUCAUGCAACUCAAAUUCUCAACCUAAAUUGUAUUUUCAUGGCCCCAACAUGCUCAUACACUCAUAAUCUAUAGUUUAAGGAGAGAAGACAACAUUUUUUGAAAUAGAAAUAUUGAAUUAAAAAUAAACUUUCUUAUUGAAUAGCAUUAACAUUUCUAUUACUACAGUGAACGGAUUGUACGACGACAGCCUGUUGAUCUCACAUCAUCUGAGACUGAGAUUACUCCAACCCCAAGCCAAUCAAGCCAUCACAGCUUUCAAAGCUCACUGGAAAGUUUCCUCCCCUCCCUUUCAAAAAACGAGCAAGGCGACCUCCCUUUUAACAUUGAAGAGUUAGCUGAAAAAAUUGCAACAAAGGUGGCAAAAAAAUUAAGUCCUCCGCCAAGUUCAAGUCAUUCUAAGAGUUCAGCAACCUCGUUAAACCCCUCAUCGAGUCCGCCUCUUAAAGCCGGUAAUUUAGUUGAACUUCUUGAAGAAGUUGCAGAUUUUAGGUUAGUUAAGGAGGAGAACGGCUGGGUAAUAAAGUGUUGUAGUUGUGAGGAGUUUCUGUCCUCUACCCGCGUUUCAUUUUCGUCUUCGUUUCGUCGACCAUCUGGUAAAGCAGAUGGAAGCUUGGCAACAGGUUUAUUAUUGUCAAACGAAGCGUAUCAACAACUCAUUGCUGGCAAGUGUGAGAAAUGGUAUAGCCAGAAACAAGCAUUCCAUCGACAUCUUUCUUCCAACACCCACAACAACGCUGUAGAUCAUAUGAAGUUGGUAAGGCAAGGACGAUCCAGGGAAGUUACCGUUGUAAAGAAUCAACUCCGUACAGCCAUUGGAGUUGUGAAAACGAAGUCGGCCGCAAUCCAGUACGAGGCACGAAUUGCGGAGCUGCAGGUGCAGACGUUGGUGAUUUCGGUCAUUCGCGAAAGAUGUUCCCUGCCAUGA